AUGAAUGAAGGAGUAUACUCCUUCCGAGAUGGUUGUACCAACAAUCAAGAUGACAACCAAAAUGAACCAACAUCAGACGUGAUUAUGACAAUCAUGGACUGGGAAUACUUUUCUGCUCAUCACCACGACGAUGACUUGUUUCGGAAAUUCAAAGAAAAGAUGAGAUCGGCCGGCGCUCGGAAAUCAUUCUCAACAGAUUUUAAAUAUGUUGCAACGUUGGGCAGGCUAGAGAUUCCUGGAUAUGGAAAUGAUCAAUUUGACGGACCAUUUGAUGUCACUGUAUCUUAUAAUCAUCAUUGUAUAUUAGUUAGUGAUUUGAAUAAUGAUAGGAUAAAAGUAUUUGAUUUGAAGACGAAGGAGUAUAUAUCUUCCAUCCAAUGCAUAUCUCCAAUGCCUAAAUAUUUGUGUAUUGAAGAAGCAUAUGAAGGAAAUACGAAUGACGCUUUACUUUUUGAUUGUGACGAUGGUGAUGCUGUAUAUAAAUAUGAUUUGAGAAGAUUGUUAGAAUAUUCUUUGGAAGAACAAAGAGGCGAGGAACCGUUCGAUUACAUCUGGAAAACAACACAUACAUUUUUGUCUGCUCAAGGAAUUGCGGUUUGUAAUCAUAGAAAAGAGGUAUUUGUAUGUGACAGCGAGAGUAACUGUAUAGCAAUUUUGAAUUCAAUAUCAGGAGAUUUUAUCAAGCGAAUCGAGAUUGAUAGUCCACGAGGCGUCUUUAUCAAUAGUCAUGGAGAAUUAUUGGUGACCCAAAAACAUCCAUUGAACCGAAUAGAAAUUUUGAAAAGGACAGAAAAUGAAGAAUGGACUCGAGUGACAACAUUUGGAAAAUAUGGAAAGUUAGUUGGCGAGUUGAACAAUUCUUUGAAACUAUUGUUUGAUGAGGUUUCGAAAAACAUUAUUGUGAGUGAUGGCUGGAAUCAUCGAAUACAAGUGUUCAAACACGAUGGAACUGUUGUGACCUCGUAUGGCACCUAUGGCUCAGCAUUUGUCAAUCAAUUUAAAUAUCCAUGUGGAAUUUGUUUGAACGAGAUGGAAGGAGAGUUGUAUGUGUGUGACUACAGCGUCCAUGUUGUACACAUUUUCAAGUAG
Messenger RNA from Naegleria lovaniensis, 1089 nucleotides. RefSeq lists its product as uncharacterized. The record is from RefSeq and is a predicted model, not a curated record. The transcript has 2 exons. Lineage: Eukaryota; Heterolobosea; Eutetramitea; Acrasida; Naegleriidae. Gene Ontology annotation, molecular function: protein binding. The coding region runs from base 1 to 1089 and encodes 362 amino acids.